Messenger RNA from Komagataella phaffii GS115, 648 nucleotides. RefSeq lists its product as uncharacterized. Bases 1 to 648 code for a protein of 215 amino acids. Gene Ontology annotation, cellular component: nucleolus; U12-type spliceosomal complex. Gene Ontology annotation, molecular function: RNA binding. The record is from RefSeq and is a predicted model, not a curated record. The transcript has a single exon. Gene Ontology annotation, biological process: positive regulation of mRNA splicing, via spliceosome. Lineage: Eukaryota; Fungi; Ascomycota; Pichiomycetes; Pichiales; Pichiaceae.
AUGAACAACGAUAUUACGUUAUACGUUGGAAAUCUUGCCCCAGAAGUAGAUGAAAAGAUCAUAUAUGAGCUGUUAGUACAAAUAGCACCUAUUAGGAAACUGAAAUUACCUAAAGAUCGUGUAUUGAGGAAGCAUCUUGGAUAUUGUUUUGUGGAACUUGACAACCCCACCAGCUGCGAAUACGCCGAAAAGUUGUUGAAUGGUCUGUACAUCUACAACAGACCCAUCAAAGUAAAAAGAAGUAUCGUUGACAAGCAAAACAAACUAAUAACUGAGGAUAAUGUUCUCGGAACAAAAUUAUUCUUGGGGAACCUCGACAGACUGGUUGACGAAAAGUAUUUAGUUGGCUUGAUGAAAAAUUAUGGUGUACAUGACCAACUGCUGAAACCACCGGAGAUAAAAAGAGACAUUCACACAGGAGAAUCCAUGGGAUAUGGAAUUUUAAACUUCAGAGACUUUGAGACGUGCGAUCUGGUGAUAAAGAAGUUAAACGGGCAGUUUCUUAUGAACAAGAAGGUGAAAGUGGAGUACGCAAAGAAAUCUAACGGCAAAGGUUACCAUGGGGAUAAGAGUGAACGGCUAUUAGCAUCAAAGGCUGAAGAAAACUACUAUCACAUAAGAACCGGUACUUCGAAGAAAAUUCUGUAA